Molecule: messenger RNA, 711 nt
Organism: Mesocestoides corti
Lineage: Eukaryota; Metazoa; Platyhelminthes; Cestoda; Cyclophyllidea; Mesocestoididae
Source: the annotation of a GenBank genome assembly
AUGUACCCCGAGUUUGAGGAAACAUCAACAAGUGGUUCAAUUGACUUGGCGUCCACAUGCCAACUAAUUUUAUUCCUCUCUGCUACAGUCAUUGAACAAAUUGGACUCACAGCCCUGGACCCUGAGUUGAUUGAGACGAUAAAAAAAUACUACAGGAUCUUGACUCGCGGUCAGAACACACCGAACGGUGCUGGGAAUCGCAAGAGAGUCGCUCAGAACUCACCCUCACGCGAUCAUCAACAGCACGACUGCCCAGAAGCGACAGCGAUAGGGAAUGGAGGCGCUUGCAAGUUACCAAAGACCACGGACGUCACCCUCCUCCCCAGAGAUAAUUCCACUCCAAUAUUAGACCAGUUGGCAGCUAACACAGAUGCCAAUUCUGCUACUGCAGCGUCAGUAAACGGCAUGAAUGUUGUCGAAUCAUUACCGAAACCCCGCACGCCAGUUGGUCAAGUCGCACACGCUUGGUUCCUAAGUCAACCUGAUACCCACAAGCAACAACUCACCGCGUCGAUUAAAAACUCCACCGCAGUUCUCAUUUCCUGCGAACAAACUGUCUCUGUUUUUUGCGAGGUGGACACUGCUCUUGACCCGGAAGAUGGUACUAUUGACAUGGAUGUAGACGGGUGUAGCCCGACUACGUUGUUUGUGGCGAAUUCAACAAGUGCCACCGUAAACCACCAACACCUCCACCCAACUCUCCUCCACUAA